Molecule: messenger RNA, 1829 nt
Organism: Choloepus didactylus (southern two-toed sloth)
Lineage: Eukaryota; Metazoa; Chordata; Mammalia; Pilosa; Megalonychidae
Gene: UBC
Product: ubiquitin C
Biological process (GO): protein ubiquitination; modification-dependent protein catabolic process
Cellular component (GO): nucleus; cytoplasm
Molecular function (GO): protein tag activity; ubiquitin protein ligase binding
Source: RefSeq, a predicted model, not a curated record
AAUAGUCCCUUCUCGGCGUUUCUGCGGAGGGAUCUCAUCGGGGCGGUGGCCGCCGAUGACUAUAUAAGGGCGUGCCGGGCGCGGCGCAGUGAGGUCCGUCGACUUCGGAGUGCGGUUUCUGUUGUUCUUGCGUUCGCCGCUGCCACAGUCACUUGACAAUGCAGAUCUUUGUGAAAACCUUAACGGGUAAAACUAUCACCCUCGAGGUGGAGCCCAGUGACACCAUUGAGAAUGUCAAGGCCAAGAUCCAAGACAAGGAAGGCAUCCCCCCUGACCAGCAGAGAUUGAUCUUUGCCGGGAAGCAGCUGGAAGACGGCCGCACCCUGUCCGACUACAACAUCCAGAAGGAGUCCACCCUGCACCUGGUCCUGCGUCUUAGAGGGGGAAUGCAGAUCUUCGUGAAGACCCUGACUGGGAAGACCAUCACCCUCGAGGUGGAGCCCAGUGACACCAUUGAGAAUGUCAAGGCCAAGAUCCAAGACAAGGAAGGCAUCCCCCCUGACCAGCAGAGAUUGAUCUUUGCCGGGAAGCAGCUGGAGGACGGCCGCACCCUGUCCGACUACAACAUCCAGAAAGAGUCCACCCUGCACCUGGUCCUGCGUCUUAGAGGGGGAAUGCAGAUCUUCGUGAAGACCCUGACUGGGAAGACCAUCACCCUCGAGGUGGAGCCCAGUGACACCAUUGAGAAUGUCAAGGCCAAGAUCCAAGACAAGGAAGGCAUCCCCCCUGACCAGCAGAGAUUGAUCUUUGCCGGGAAGCAGCUGGAAGACGGCCGCACCCUGUCCGACUACAACAUCCAGAAAGAGUCCACCCUGCACCUGGUCCUGCGUCUUAGAGGGGGAAUGCAGAUCUUCGUGAAGACCCUGACUGGGAAGACCAUCACCCUCGAGGUGGAGCCCAGUGACACCAUUGAGAAUGUCAAGGCCAAGAUCCAAGACAAGGAAGGCAUCCCCCCUGACCAGCAGAGAUUGAUCUUUGCCGGGAAGCAGCUGGAAGACGGCCGCACCCUGUCCGACUACAACAUCCAGAAGGAGUCCACCCUGCACCUGGUCCUGCGUCUUAGAGGGGGAAUGCAGAUCUUCGUGAAGACCCUGACUGGGAAGACCAUCACCCUCGAGGUAGAGCCCAGUGACACCAUUGAGAAUGUCAAGGCCAAGAUCCAAGACAAGGAAGGCAUCCCCCCUGACCAGCAGAGAUUGAUCUUUGCCGGGAAGCAGCUGGAGGACGGCCGCACCCUGUCCGACUACAACAUCCAGAAAGAGUCCACCCUGCACCUGGUCCUGCGUCUUAGAGGGGGAAUGCAGAUCUUCGUGAAGACCCUGACUGGGAAGACCAUCACCCUCGAGGUGGAGCCCAGUGACACCAUUGAGAAUGUCAAGGCCAAGAUCCAAGACAAGGAAGGCAUCCCCCCUGACCAGCAGAGAUUGAUCUUUGCCGGGAAGCAGCUGGAAGACGGCCGCACCCUGUCCGACUACAACAUCCAGAAAGAGUCCACCCUGCACCUGGUCCUGCGUCUUAGAGGGGGAAUGCAGAUCUUCGUGAAGACCCUGACUGGGAAGACCAUCACCCUCGAGGUGGAGCCCAGUGACACCAUUGAGAAUGUCAAGGCCAAGAUCCAAGACAAGGAAGGCAUCCCCCCUGACCAGCAGAGAUUGAUCUUUGCCGGGAAGCAGCUGGAGGACGGCCGCACCCUGUCUGACUACAACAUCCAGAAAGAGUCCACCCUGCACCUGGUCCUGCGCUUGAGGGGCGGUAUCUUAAGUACCUCCUUUUAAGCUUUCAAGAAAUUUCAUUGCACUUUUCUUUCAAUAAAGUUGUUGCAUUCCAAA